CUUCCUUUCUAUCUGAACCAACAUGCCUAAAGGAAAGAAGGCCAAGGGGAAGAAGGUGGCACCUGCCCCUUUGGUGGCUAAGAAGCAUGAGGUCAAGAAGGUUGUGAACCCCCUCUUUGAGAAAAGGCCGAAGAACUUUGGCAUUGGUCAGGACAUCCAGCCCAAACGGGAUCUCACCCGGUUUGUGAAAUGGCCACGAUAUGUUCGUCUGCAGCGACAGCGGGCUAUCUUGUACAAGCGUCUGAAGGUUCCUCCUGCAAUCAACCAGUUCAACCAGGCUCUGGACCGCCAGACUGCUACCCAGCUGUUCAAGUUGGCUCACAAGUACAGGCCUGAGACCAAGCAGGAGAAGAAGCGCAGGCUGCUGGCUCGUGCUGAACAGAAGGCUGCAGGGAAGGGAGAUGCCCCAACUAAAAGGCCACCUGUCCUCCGUGCAGGUGUGAACACGGUCACAUCACUUGUAGAGAGCAAAAAGGCCCAGCUGGUUGUGAUCGCUCAUGAUGUCGACCCAAUUGAGCUGGUGGUGUUCCUGCCUGCUCUGUGCCGUAAGAUGGGUGUACCGUACUGCAUUGUCAAAGGAAAAGCCAGACUGGGUCGACUUGUACACAGGAAGACCUGCACCUCCGUCUGCUUCACACAGACCAACCCUGAGGACAGAGCUGCUCUUGCCAAGCUGGUAGAGGCCAUCAAGACCAACUACAAUGACAGAUACGAGGAGAUCCGACGUCACUGGGGUGGAAACAUCCUGGGCCCCAAGUCGACAGCUCGCAUCGCUAAACUUGAAAAGGCAAAGGCCAAGGAGCUGGCUACCAAACUGGGUUAAGCUCCUAGCACAGAUGUGUUUAUUAGUAAAACAAUAAAAAAUGAAAGAAA
Molecule: messenger RNA, 873 nt
Organism: Tachysurus vachellii
Lineage: Eukaryota; Metazoa; Chordata; Actinopteri; Siluriformes; Bagridae
Gene: rpl7a
Product: ribosomal protein L7a
Exons: 8
Coding region: 23-823 (266 amino acids)
Biological process (GO): ribosome biogenesis
Cellular component (GO): ribonucleoprotein complex
Source: RefSeq, a predicted model, not a curated record